GUGUGUGUGUGUGUGUGUGUGUGUGUGGGAGAGAGAGAGUGGGCUGUUUCCGUGGCGCUGGCGUGGAGGAGUUAAACAAAGUGCGAUGAGGAAGACGCUUCUUAAAAGUUGCUCCAGCGCAAACAGCGCAAACAGCACAGCGGACAGGACGAUGGUCGCAGUGUUCAGACGCAGUUUGUAAAAAAACAAACACACACAACAACAAGGAAGAUCUGUGUGCACUGUAAGUGUCGUCGCGAGGAGCAUGCGGUGCCCGUCAUGCCUGUAGAAAUGGAGAAGACGGUCACCAAGCUGAUGUACGACUUCCAGAGGAAUUCCACCUCGGACGACGACUCCGGCUGCGCCCUGGAGGAGUACGCCUGGGUGCCGCCGGGACUCAAACCUGAGCAGGUGCAUCAGUAUUACAGCUCCCUGCCCGAGGACAAGGUUCCUUACGUGAACAGCUCAGGAGAGAAAUACCGCAUCAAGCAGCUGCUCCAUCAGCUCCCGCCCCACGACAAUGAGGUUCGUUACUGUAACAGUCUCGACGACGAGGAGAAGCGAGAGCUCAAGCUCUUCAGCAACCAGCGGAAACGGGAGAACCUGGGCCGUGGAAACGUCCGCCCGUUCCCCGUGACGAUGACCGGCGCCAUCUGUGAACAGUGUGGAGGACAGAUUAACGGCGGAGACAUCGCCGUGUUUGCGUCUCGUGCAGGUCACAGCGUGUGCUGGCAUCCCGCAUGCUUCGUCUGCAGCACGUGUCAGGAGCUCCUGGUCGACCUCAUCUACUUCCACCAGGACGGCAAGAUCUACUGUGGACGGCACCACGCCGAGAGGCUGAAGCCUCGCUGCACCGCCUGCGAUGAGAUCAUCUUCGCGGACGAGUGCACCGAGGCGGAGGGCCGUCACUGGCACAUGAAGCACUUCUGCUGUUUCGAGUGUGAGACGGUGCUCGGGGGUCAGCGCUACAUCAUGAAGGAGGGACGGCCGUACUGCUGCUCCUGCUUCGAGUCGCUCUACGCCGAGUACUGCGACUCCUGUGGGGAACAUAUUGGCAUUGAUCAAGGCCAGAUGACCUAUGACGGGCAACACUGGCACGCCACUGAGGGCUGCUUCUGCUGUGCUCGCUGUAAACGAUCUUUGUUGGGUCGACCCUUCCUGCCCAAGCAGGGCCAAAUCUUCUGCUCGCGGUCCUGCAGUCUGGGUGAGGAACCUAAUGGCUCUGACUCGUCUGACUCUGCCUUCCAAAGUGCUCGCUCCACCAGAGAGUCCAGACGCAGCUCCAAGAUGGGCAAGAGUGUAGGAGGGGGUGGAGGGCAGGCAGAGAGGUUUUCAGGGGAGGUGGACCCACUAUCUUUACAAAUGGAUCUUCUGAGCCUGUCCAGCCAAACGCCUAGUUUGACUCGCGAUCCUCCAGCCUGGCAGAACCAGGAGCAAACAGGUGAUGGAUAUACUUAUGGGUCCCAAUCAGACCAAAUUGCCAACCCCACCCCUCUCCAGCUUCUCAGCCAGUGCAAUGUCAGGACCACCUAUACCUCUGCCUGCUCUGGAAAGAUAAUUCAGCAGCAGGAUCACAGUAUCUUGGACAACACAGGUUUUAAGAAACCCCCCAUCUCAGCCGUGAAGGGCCACUCUGUGAACGAGACAUGGUUCCAACAGCCAACUCCAGAGGAGUACUACCCCCCUAAACUGAUGACCCAAAAGAGCUUCACUGAGGUUUCCCACUGCUCUCAGCACCGCAACGGCUUCUCCGCUGACAAACGCUCCAUCAGCUUGCAUGGCUUUCAGAGGGACAGAGAUGUAGGGAUGCCAGCAGCAACCCAGGUGGCAAGAAGCAGGAACCCCAUCAAUGCACUUAACUUUCCUGAGCAACUGACCCCCCUGGAGCAGACCCCAAGAGGGUCCAUGGAGUCCUUGGCCUUGACCAAUGGAAACUCAGCAGAUGGAGGAAGAAAGCGUCAGGAGCACCUUUCCCGUUUCUCCAUGCCGGACCUGAGCAAAGACUCUGGAAUGAACGUGUCAGAGAAAAGCAACGUUCAACCUACGAACUCUUCAGUACAGUUUCGAAACUCUGACUCCAUGCACAGCCUCACCGCCAGCCAGCCAUACAUGGAGAUGGAUCCACCCAGGUCCUCUCACAUUAAGGUGCAAUACAGUGAUCCUGCUGGCAUGGGCGUUGGAAUGGCAAAGGCCCAUUUACCACCUGGUUUCACCUUCCAGGAGGAGGACCGGGUGAGUUUGGUGAGCAGCGCCAAUGCUGCCCGUCUACCACCCAUCAGUGAGCGCGUGCUGGGAGUUGGUGGUGGAAGGGGAGCAGCUUUCCGGAUUGAAGCCCCAGAGGAGCCUCCUCAGAGGCGCCGGCACCAUCACCACCACCGCUCCAGGAGAUCCCGCCGUUCUCGCUCAGAAAACGCUCUAAAUUUAGUGGCAGAGCGCAGGCCAAGGCCUCAGGAAAGACCACAGUUGCGAGUACGAGAGGAUUAUGACCGUUUUCCACCACCGAGGAGCGCCAGAGACCAAUUUGGUGUAGGGGGAGCAGGGGGACGAUAUCAACCCCAGUUCUUCAGACAGUGUCCCAGGACCACUUCAGACCUGACACUGCAGAACCCCGGGGCCAGCCGACGUACUGGCUUGAACCAGUAUUCCUGGGAUGAUUAUGAUGAUGACGAUUGGUGCUCAACCUGCUCUUCAUCCUCCGAUUCCGAGGAUGAAGGUUACUUUUUGGGUGAGCCGAUUCCCAGACCCGUUCAGCUGCGAUACCUCAGCAAUCAGGAACUUGUCCAUAAGUACAACACAGGAAUAGGCGGAGCCAGUCGCAGUGGUCAGGUGUACAACCACAAACGCAGAAAAAGCAAGAACUGCAUCAUCUCCUAACACCUUGACCUUUAGCACAGGACUCUUUCUCCACCUUGUGGACACUAACCUCCACUAUCGUCCAAAAACAAAACUCACAAUCCGUUUAUUCAGUGUUGUUGCGUGUUGAAUAUUAUGUAAUUGAAGUCAGUGAUGAACAACAGUUGGUAAAUAGUGAAAAAGCAAGUGUUUGCAUGUCUGUUCAUUCUAAUGUUUCUGAAAAUCUCCUGAGUAGUUUGGAACGCUGUUCAAGCCCAGUUCACACUACACGAUUUUCCACGAUUGAUCGGCUUGAAACCUGGUGACUCCCCGACAUUUCGCAAACCCCAAGAUUAGAGUUUGAGAUGACUGAAGUUGCCCAAUCCGAUCUGAGAACUAGAAGGGGGUGACACCAGCUGAAAUCUGAACUGGAAUACAAGGUUACAUUCAGAUUACCAGCCAUGUUGUUCAAAUCUGAUUUCACAGUUCACAUUGGUCAGCAUAUUUGUGAGCAGAUUUUGAGUUCCAAGCUAAAUUUAUUUCCAACAUGAUAAUGCGUGGAACAUCCAGAGCAGGAGCUGAAGUUACAGUGAGCUGGUUCUUUCCAGUGGCUACAAGAUUGCACUGUUUCUGUAAUGCACGUUUGUAUUUUACCUGAUGUUGAAACUACAACCCAGGCUUGGUAAUAUGGGAGUCAUUGGAUUUUGUCCCAUCUGCUUUAACACAAAAAGCGACUAACUGACAUGCAUCAGAGCUUCUCAGGUUGUUCAAACAGAGUUAAUCAAGUAGCUAAAUAUGCUAGUGAACAUUAGCUAAGGCCACCACUUCUGGUCAUCCUCCCAUACAAUAGAAGAUCACAUUGUUCUUAGAGGUGUAACAGGUUAAUGUAAUGUAUGUCUCAGUGAUUAGCAUCCAGAUAGUGAUUAGCAUCCAGAUACCAUGGAAAACAUUGGUCCUUCUUCAGUGUCAGGACGUGCCAGAAAUUGCGUAACCCUAACCCAUAGGAAUAAGGUGGAUAUGCAAAAAGUCCAUGGACCACAUUCUAAAGUCACACAAAUCGGAUUUGAUGAUUGGUUUUCUGUGUCCACACAGCCCUCAAAAACAAAUCUGUUCUGAGUCAUUUCACCCUGGUAAUCUGAACCUAGUCCAUCAGUGGUUCAUUGGAACCAUCGGAACUUUGAAAGUCCAGCUUUUCCACAGUAGAAACCGAGCUAAAUUAAACCUGGUUUCACACAUCACAUACUAAUAAACUCCCAAUUACAAAGUAACACGUGCGACUCGUGGAUUGCUAGCUUGGCUUUUACACGUUUAGUUCUAUCAAGUCACACGUUGUUUAACAAAAAGCUGAUGUGCAAUUUCAUUUUUUCUUCUCACAAUCUUAUUUUUUCCACACUGCAAUCGAUUUGAGUGUUGUUUGGUACAGUUAGCUUCUUCCUUUUUUUCACACAAUGUGAUUUAGAAUUAGUAUAUACUGUACUAUUGUAAUCAGAGUGUGUACAUAGACAAAUGAAUUAAUAAUUUCACUUUAAGUUAAAAAAAAAAAGUUAAAAGGUUUGUGUAAAUAUGGUUGUAAAUGAGGCAUCACAUAUUUUUAUAUUUUGUAUGGAUAGAAUCAUUUAUGUAUUAAAUAUCUAUAAUGUAGAGAUAGUAAAUAACAAAAAACAACAUAUGCAUGUUUGAUUUGACUGACCUGGUCCUUUGGAAUAAAGGAGAAUUUCAGUGAUUAA
Solea senegalensis (Senegalese sole) is the source of this 4538-nucleotide messenger RNA. It is a transcript of the gene prickle2b, whose product is annotated as prickle homolog 2b. Lineage: Eukaryota; Metazoa; Chordata; Actinopteri; Pleuronectiformes; Soleidae. The record is from RefSeq and is a predicted model, not a curated record. Gene Ontology annotation, molecular function: zinc ion binding. The transcript is spliced from 9 exons. Bases 259 to 2853 code for a protein of 864 amino acids.